AUGUUUGUAAAAAGUCUUAAAGGUAGAAACGUUUAUUUUAUUCAAAAAUGUAUUAAAAAUUUUAGCACAACAUCUAAAAACAAUGUAAACGUUCAAGUUUCUGGAGCGGCAGGUGGAAUCGGCCAACCUCUUUCUUUGCUUUUAAAACAAUCUCCACUUGUCAGUAAUUUAAGUUUAUAUGAUGUUGUUAAUACACCUGGAGUAGCUGCUGAUCUUUCUCACAUUGAAACUAAAAGUGCUGUUAAAGGUUUCGUGGGUUUCAACGAACUCAGGGAUUCGCUAAAAGGAGCCGACAUUGUUCUCAUACCUGCUGGGGUUCCUAGAAAACCUGGAAUGACCAGAGAUGAUUUAUUUAAUACAAAUGCUUCAAUCGUUCGAGACUUAGUAAAAGCAGUUGCAGAAGUUUGUCCGAAAGCCUUAGUCGGAAUUAUAUCAAAUCCAGUAAAUAGUACAGUUCCAAUUGCUGCUGAAGUAUUAAAAAAAGCAGGAGUAUAUGAUCCCAACAGGUUAUUCGGUAUUUCAACAUUGGAUAUUGUUAGAGCAAACACAUUUGUUGCUGAAGCAGCUAAUUUAGAUCCCAAAGAUGUAAAUGUGCCUGUAAUAGGUGGACAUUCUGGUGUUACAAUUAUUCCUCUAAUAAGUCAAUGCAAGCCCUGUGUAUCAUUUCCUGAAGAUAAAGUUAGUGCACUGACACACAGAAUACAGGAGGCUGGUACCGAGGUUGUCAAAGCUAAAGCUGGUACCGGAUCUGCAACAUUAUCGAUGGCAUAUGCCGGAGCCAGAUUUGCUUUUGCUCUUUGCAGAGCAUUAAAAGGAGAAGAUAACGUAGUGGAAUGUGCUUAUGUUGAAUCAAACGUUACAAAAACGAAAUAUUUUGCCACGCCACUUCUCCUCGGACCGAACGGUAUCAAAAAGAAUUUGGGAUUGGGGACGCUUAAUUCAUUCGAACAAAAAUUACUCGAAAAAGCUUUUCCCGAAUUAGAAGCCAACAUUAAAAAGGGAGAAGAUUUUGUACAAAAUUCAAAUUAA
This is a messenger RNA of Pediculus humanus corporis (human body louse), 1029 nucleotides long. RefSeq names its product malate dehydrogenase, putative. Lineage: Eukaryota; Metazoa; Arthropoda; Insecta; Psocodea; Pediculidae. Bases 1 to 1029 code for a protein of 342 amino acids. The record is from RefSeq and is a predicted model, not a curated record. Gene Ontology annotation, cellular component: cytoplasm; mitochondrion. The transcript has 6 exons. Gene Ontology annotation, biological process: tricarboxylic acid cycle; carboxylic acid metabolic process. Gene Ontology annotation, molecular function: L-malate dehydrogenase (NAD+) activity.